CAGGGGUGGACUGACCAUUUGGAAACUCGGGCACUGCCCGAGGGCCCUGGGUCAGUAGGGGGCCCCAUGAGAUGCCCCUGGUACCUUUUUCAUUGGCUUUUUUGCGUUUGGGCAAGGACACAGGGGCCCCAUGAUCCCCUAUUGCCCGGUGGCCCCAUGAGUUGUCAGUCCGCCCCUGGGUAUGCCACCUAUCAGUGCCACGUAUCAGUGCCAGUCAGUGCCGCCUAUCAGUGCCCAUCACUCCCAUUUUUCAGUGCCUAU
Molecule: messenger RNA, 261 nt
Organism: Staurois parvus
Lineage: Eukaryota; Metazoa; Chordata; Amphibia; Anura; Ranidae
Source: the annotation of a GenBank genome assembly